Messenger RNA from Rattus rattus (black rat), 2612 nucleotides. RefSeq names its product LDL receptor related protein 3 (gene Lrp3). Gene Ontology annotation, molecular function: protein binding. Gene Ontology annotation, cellular component: plasma membrane. Lineage: Eukaryota; Metazoa; Chordata; Mammalia; Rodentia; Muridae. The transcript has 7 exons. The record is from RefSeq and is a predicted model, not a curated record. The coding region runs from base 234 to 2546 and encodes 770 amino acids.
CUCAGGGACAGCGGCGGGCUCAGGUCUUCCCUGGCGACCGCUGCUGAGCCCCCCGCGGGGCCGUGACGCCGCGGCCGAUGUGGCCCAGCGCGUUGCGGGCCUGCACCGCCGCUGCACAAAGACGCCGCCGCAGCCGCCGCCCGCACCCCGGCCGCAGCCGCCCGCGCCAGCCCUAGCCCCAGGCGGAGUCCCGGCCGCAGGGCAGCAGGCGUCCGCGCGCGGCCGGCCACGGCAUGGAGAAGCGCGCGGCCGCGGGGCCGGAGGGGGCGCCGGGCGCCAGGGCGCCGCUCGCAGUUGUCUGCCUGGUGAACCUCUUUCUCACUGGGAGACUCAGCAGUGCAGUUCCUGCCUUAGCCGCCUGCAGUGGGAAGUUGGAACAGCACACUGAACGGCGAGGGGUUAUCUACAGCCCAGCCUGGCCCCUCAACUACCCUCCAGGCACCAACUGCAGCUGGUACAUUCAAGGUGACCGUGGUGACAUGAUCACCAUCAGUUUCCGAAACUUUGAUGUAGAGGAGUCUCACCAGUGUUCCCUCGACUGGCUCCUGCUGGGCCCAGCAGCUCCUCCUCGCCAGGAGGCCUUCCGCCUCUGUGGUUCAGCCAUCCCACCGGCCUUCAUCUCUGCCCGUGACCACGUCUGGAUCUUCUUCCACUCAGACGCCUCCAGUUCCGGCCAGGCCCAGGGCUUUCGCCUCUCCUACAUCCGAGGGAAGCUGGGUCAGGCAUCCUGCCAGACAGAUGAGUUCCGCUGUGACAACGGUAAAUGCUUGCCUGGUCCUUGGCAGUGCAACAUGGUGGAUGAGUGUGGAGAUGGCUCGGAUGAGGGUAACUGUUCAGCGCCUGCCUCGGAGCCACCAGGCAGCCUAUGCCCCGGGGGCACCUUCCCGUGCAGUGGAGCUCGCUCCACACGCUGCCUGCCGGUAGAGCGGCGCUGCGAUGGCACCCAGGACUGCGGUGAUGGCUCUGAUGAGGCUGGCUGCCCCGACCUAGCAUGUGGCCGGCGGCUAGGCAGUUUCUACGGUUCCUUCGCCUCCCCAGACCUGUUUGGCGCCGCCCGUGGGCCUUCGGACCUUCACUGCACAUGGCUGGUGGACACGCAGGACCCGAGGCGUGUGCUGUUGCAGCUGGAGCUACGACUGGGUUAUGAUGACUAUGUCCAGGUGUAUGAAGGCCUGGGCGAACGUGGGGACCGUCUGCUGCAAACGCUUUCCUACCGCAGCAACCACCGGCCUGUGAGCCUGGAAGCAGCGCAGGGCCGCCUCACUGUGGCCUACCAUGCUCGCGCCCGCAGUGCUGGUCACGGCUUCAACGCCACAUACCAGGUGAAGGGCUACUGCCUCCCAUGGGAGCAGCCGUGUGGGAGCAGCAGCGAGGGAGAUGACGGCAGCACAGGGGAACAGGGCUGCUUCUCAGAGCCACAGCGCUGUGAUGGCUGGUGGCAUUGUGCGAGCGGCCGGGAUGAGCAGGGCUGUCCAGCAUGCCCUCCGGACCAGUAUCCCUGUGAGGGUGGUAGCGGCCUGUGCUAUGCACCUGCCGAUCGUUGCAACAACCAGAAAAGCUGCCCCGAUGGCGCCGAUGAGAAGAACUGCUUUUCCUGCCAGCCGGGCACCUUCCACUGUGGUACGAACCUGUGCAUCUUUGAGACAUGGCGCUGUGACGGUCAGGAGGACUGCCAAGAUGGCAGCGAUGAGCACGGCUGCCUGGCUGCCGUGCCCCGCAAGGUCAUCACCGCCGCCCUCAUUGGUAGCCUAGUAUGCGGACUGCUGCUUGUUAUUGCCCUAGGCUGUGCCUUCAAACUCUACUCCCUGCGCACGCAGGAGUACAGGGCCUUUGAGACCCAAAUGACACGUUUAGAGGCAGAGUUUGUGCGGCGCGAGGCGCCCCCAUCCUACGGUCAGCUCAUCGCACAGGGCCUCAUACCACCCGUUGAGGAUUUUCCUGUCUACAGUGCAUCCCAGGCUUCAGUGCUACAGAACCUUCGCACAGCCAUGCGACGACAGAUGCGUCGGCAUGCCUCCCGCAGGGGGCCAUCUCGUCGCAGACUGGGCCGCCUCUGGAACAGGCUCUUCCACCGGCCACGGGCACCUCGAGGCCAGAUCCCACUGCUGACGGCCGCCCGUACCUCACAGACCGUGCUGGGUGAUGGGCUUCUCCAGGCAGCACCAGGGCCUGUACCAGACCCUCCAGUGCCCAGUACAGACACAGGCAGCCCCAGGGAGGCUGGAGAUGGGCCUCCUAGUGGCUCUGGCCAUGCACCAGAAGUGGGGCCUUCAGUGCCGCCCCCGCCCUUGAACCUGCGAGACCCAGAGUACAGGCCAGAGGACAAGGAGAGAAAGGCCUGUGUGGACCCUCUGGAAGACAGUCCAGCCCCUGUGGACACGCCUCCAGAGCCCUGCUUGGCCCAAGACCCCCACCCCCAGACUCCCACUGCCAGUGGCAUCCAAGAUCCCCACUCAGCAGAGCCACUGGGGGUCUGCAGGAGCCCUCCACCAACCUGCUCCCCAAUAUUGGAGGCUAGUGAUGAUGAGGCCCUGCUGGUCUGCUGACCCAUUGGACACACUGGUGACUGCCACAGCCCCGCUUUGGAACCAGGGAAUACACAGUCAUUUCUA